Molecule: messenger RNA, 996 nt
Organism: Eremothecium sinecaudum
Lineage: Eukaryota; Fungi; Ascomycota; Saccharomycetes; Saccharomycetales; Saccharomycetaceae
Product: type I glyceraldehyde-3-phosphate dehydrogenase
Exons: 1
Coding region: 1-996 (331 amino acids)
Biological process (GO): glucose metabolic process
Molecular function (GO): oxidoreductase activity, acting on the aldehyde or oxo group of donors, NAD or NADP as acceptor; NAD binding; NADP binding
Source: RefSeq, a predicted model, not a curated record
AUGGUUAAGGUUGCUAUUAACGGUUUCGGUAGAAUCGGUAGAUUGGUUCUAAGAAUUGCUUUGUCUAGACCAAACGUGGAAGUUGUUGCCAUCAACGAUCCAUUUAUCUCCGUCGAAUACGCUGCUUACAUGUUCAAGUACGACUCUACUCACGGUAAGUACUCUGGUGAAGUUACUCACGACGGUAACAACUUGAUCAUCGACGGUAAGAACAUUAAGGUCUGUCAAGAAAGAGACCCAGCUCAAUGCCCAUGGGCUGCUUCUGGUGUUGAGAUCGCUAUUGACUCCACCGGUGUCUUCAAGGAGAUGGACACUGCUCAAAAGCACAUUGAUGCUGGUGCCAAGAAGGUUGUCAUCACUGCGCCAUCUUCUACUGCCCCAAUGUUCGUCGUUGGUGUUAACGAAGACAAGUACGCUGGUGAAACCAUUGUUUCCAACGCUUCUUGUACUACCAACUGUUUGGCUCCAUUGGCCAAGGUUAUUGACGAGGCUUUCGGUAUCGACGAGGGUUUGAUGACCACCGUCCACUCCUUGACUGCUACUCAAAAGACUGUUGACGGUCCAUCCAUGAAGGACUGGAGAGGAGGUAGAACCGCUUCCGGUAACAUCAUCCCAUCUUCUACUGGUGCUGCCAAGGCUGUCGGUAAGGUCUUGCCACACUUGAACGGUAAGUUGACCGGUAUGGCUUUCAGAGUCCCAACUGUCGACGUUUCCGUCGUUGACUUGACCGUUAAGUUGAACAAGGAAACUUCUUACGAAGAAAUCAAGAAGGUUAUCAAGGAAGCUUCCGAAGGUAAGUUGAAGGGUGUUUUGGCUUACACCGAAGACGCUGUUGUCUCUACUGACUUCCUCGGUGACUCUCACUCUUCCAUCUUCGACGCUUCUGCUGGUAUUAUGUUGUCUCCAAAGUUCGUUAAGUUGGUCUCCUGGUACGACAACGAAUACGGUUACUCUACCAGAGUUGUCGAUUUGGUUGAACACGUUGCCAGUAACUAA